Lottia gigantea (owl limpet) is the source of this 2680-nucleotide messenger RNA. RefSeq lists its product as hypothetical. NCBI's taxonomy places the organism in Eukaryota, Metazoa, Mollusca, Gastropoda, Lottiidae. Gene Ontology annotation, molecular function: zinc ion binding; carbonate dehydratase activity. The coding region runs from base 57 to 971 and encodes 304 amino acids. Gene Ontology annotation, cellular component: plasma membrane. The record is from RefSeq and is a predicted model, not a curated record. The transcript has 7 exons.
UCUAGUUUGGUACCAAGUCACUCGGUUAUAGGAAUCACUUCGUUUACAUUCAUAAAAUGGCUUUUACCUUAGUUUUGACUUUGUCUAUGCUGGGAUAUUGUUCGGCUGCUGGUGGAUCUUUAUGGGGUUAUGAAAAAGAUGGUGCCGCAAAAUGGAAAGAUACCUUCGCCACUUGUGGUUUGAACUCUCAGUCACCUAUAGACAUACAGACUGAAGGUGUUGUAGUCAAAAACGAUCUGGGAACCUUCAAGUUAACAGGCUAUGGUGGAAGUAUUGGAAUGAACAUGAGCAACAACGGACACACUGCCAAGGUGGUAUUCAACGGUGAUCUGUACGUAGAAAAUGGUGGACUCCCAGCUAAAUAUAAACUUGCUCAGUUCCAUUUCCAUUGGGGAUCUGACAAUACUAAAGGUUCAGAACAUAUUAUCAACGGAAACGCUUUCCCAAUGGAAGUUCAUUUUGUUCACUUUAAAGAUUCACUCGGAAGUCUCGGAGCGGCUGUCAGCGAACCAGAAGGUCUAGCUGUACUUGGAUUCUUCUUCGAGAUCAGCGAGACUGACAAUAAAGUUUUAAACAACAUCAUUGAUCAUUUGGCUAAUAUUACUGAUCCUUCAGGUAACUCCGAGGUUGUCUUGAGUGCACAAAAAUUUGAAGAUUUGUUGCCCAAAAAUUUGGAUAAUUUCUACAGAUAUUCUGGUAGUUUGACCACCCCACCUUGCUCUGAAACUGUUGUGUGGACUGUAUUCGAAGACACCAUUAAAAUCUCAAGCAGCCAGAUGGCCAAAUUCCGAGAAAUGUUUUCAUCUGAAGUUGACGCCCAAAACAACCACGUCCAUUUACAGAAUAACUACCGUCCAGUUCAACUGCUACACAGUCGUAAAGUAUAUUCUAGUCACAAUGUUAACAGUGCAUCAUCAUUGAAAGGAUUGGGGUUAAUGCUUACCUCCCUUAUCGCUGCUAUUCGUUUAUAAUUAGUUCAAUUAGGCGGAAACCGGGGACAAACAACUCUCUUUAUUUCAUGUGAUCUGAUUGGUUAAUAUCGUAAUACCAUUGACCAAUCAGAUCACAUGAUUGAAGAUGCAUUUACUUUUUCUGUGACUUAUAUCUCAAAAACUGAAAAUCGGCGUUUAGUUCAUUUCAUUGGUUUGGUUUCUAAGAUGUAUUUUAAAUUGAUAUUUAUUAACCAAUCAUAUUGGUGGUAUUAUGACUGUUACGAUAGUUAAUGUCCUGGCAAAAAACCUCGAUGACUGCGGUUCCUCUGAGCUGUGAUUUGAUAUUAAUAUACAUAAUCAAUUGUACCAUAGAUACAUACAGACAAUUUCAGAUUACCAAUUGUUCUGUUGUUAAUAUUAUUUAACUAUUAAUCCGAAAUUGUCGGUAUUUAGUUGUAGUAAUCUAUACAGCAUUUGUAUUGUAAAUGUAUAAGUAUAAAUAUUUGUGCACAUCACAUCCGGGGAACAAUGCCAAACAUGAACAUGGGCAGUUCUAGGUAGUUCAGUUCUUUCUGAUCACAAAGUAAAUCUAUCUUGUAUAGCUUAAUUACUAUGUAUUCACCCCAAAUAAAGAAGACUGUUUGUGUAAAUGAUUUGUAUUGUCUCCGGAUGUAAGCAGAUAUCUUUUCUCAAAUAUAUAUUAGGAAAAUUGUAAAUAAACAAAUAUUAGAUAUUCGGAGUACAGAAACUUCUAUCAUCCACUAUAUAUUUGUGAAUUUUAAAUGAAAAAAGUCAGAUAUUCGGAUUAAUUCAAUUUUAUAUUUUCAAAUAAUGAGAAUCCGAAACUUUAUCACUCAUUAUAUAUUUGUGAAUUUUAAAUGAAAAAAAGUUUCGGAUUAAAUUAUUUGGAUGAUUUUUAAGUUGAUGAAUAAUCCGAAAUUCUGUCACUUACUAUAUUUAUAUUGUAUAAAGUGUCACGUGAUUUUUAUGUUUAUUAUAAAUCUUGUGUUUAAUUUGUGGGUUUUUAUAAGUAGACGGUGUUUAAAAUUAGAAUAAUUGACAUUGCAUAAUACACAGCUAAUACACAUGGGCUGCGAUAUCAACACAUUGGUUACGAUAUCAACACAUUAGCUACAAUAUCAACACUUUAGCUACGAAAUCAGUACAUCGGUUACGAUAUCAACACAUAGGUUACGAUAUCAACACAUUUACUACGAUAUCAACAUUCGUUUACGGUUUCAAAGCAUUGGUUAUGGUUUAAAAGCAUCGAUUGGUGUCAAUAUGGUUCUUUUUUUCACUCUGAAUUAUGUCCCUUGAGACCACACAUGACGAGUUUACAUACCCGGCAUUAGUUUCCAUUAUGGUGUAUGAAACUAACUACCGGUACCAUAAAUCUUAUCUCAAAGAAAGACUCCGAUGAGAACCCAAUAUGACUUUAUUCAGUUACCUCCCUUUAUGCCUAUGCCAUGUUUUUGUACGCGUUUAUUUCAACUUUGUGUUCAUUUUGUUUUCCUGAUAUUUUGAAAUCUUGAAAUUUCCUUUUUUUUCAAUAUAUUUUUUAUUUCUUACAAAAUUUAAUGUUCUCGUUCAAAUUACUAGACAUUACGAGUGUGUAUGUAUGCAAUAUGUAUCUGUUUUGUCAUCUGUAUUAGAAAUCGUACGAUCGUGUUAUUACUUUGUUUAUAUUUGCACAGUUGUUACAGUUGGUGACUUUGCUAUUUGUGAAUAAAACACAUUUCUAUAUCUGA